Messenger RNA from Epinephelus fuscoguttatus (brown-marbled grouper), 1195 nucleotides. Its product is annotated as dispanin subfamily A member 2b-like. The record is from RefSeq and is a predicted model, not a curated record. Gene Ontology annotation, cellular component: plasma membrane. The transcript is spliced from 2 exons. The coding region runs from base 504 to 890 and encodes 128 amino acids. NCBI's taxonomy places the organism in Eukaryota, Metazoa, Chordata, Actinopteri, Perciformes, Serranidae.
ACACAUACACACAGUACAGGCCAAUCCCAAAUGUGUCAUAGAUACAAAAUGACCGUACAACAACUUGCCAUUUAAAGACAACAGCAGAUAAAGUGCUCAUGUGGGUUGCAGUAACAGAAGAACCACCCCCCACAUUGUUUUUCCUUUGUGCAUUCCACAGGGGGAUAAUGGUGCAUAUUAAUUAUGGACUGUAUAAUAAAGACGGACAGCCUGACAGCACCCCCAGGUUGAAGCUAAAACAUCUUGAUCGCCCCCUAGUGGCUGGCUGCAGUGUAGGUCAUGAACCCCACCCCCUCCAUGGCAGCUGAUGGGAUGUGGGCCAAACUUAAAAAGUCCAAGUACACAUGCACUGUUUGUCACCUUCCUUUUGCGUAAUUGGUCUGCAGCACAAAAAUCAGGCUCGUGCUAACCAAAAGCUUUAAAAGAAAAUUGACACUUACAGAGACAGAUCCUGCACACCUUCCUGCAGCCCCUCACUUCAAACUACAGUUGAGCUGUCAGCGAUGAAUCCAGCAGUUUACCCGCCUGAGGCUGUUCCAUUGCAGGGGGGGUAUGAUGGGCGCCUUGGACAGCCUGGGGGACAUUCAGUGGUUCAGCACACCACUGUGAACGUCACCACCGAACCCCCCAAGGACCACAUCAUCUGGUCCCUCUACAGCUUUGUCUACUCAAACUGCUUCUGCCUUGGACUGGCGGCUCUCAUCUUCUCCAUCAAGGCCAGAGACCGGAAGGUGGUUGGAGAUCUGGAGGGUGCCCGACACUACGGCUCCACUGCCCGCUGUCUCAACAUCACAGCUACAGUCCUGGCUUGCAUCAUGGUCCUUAUUUUCAUUAUUACAGUCACUGCUGUGUUUGUACAGAUUAAUUCGUAUCGCCCCUACUAUGGCUGAAUUUAAACAGUAUUAGAGCUGUCUGCUGCUGUGGCUUGGUGGUGUUUGUGGUCAUCUUUCUUAUGCUUAUGGCACAAUUUUUAACUUUUUAUAUCUUCUUACUCAUAUCCUCAAGCAGAAACGAUACAAAUUUUCAUUGGAUGUUACUAGAGUCUUAAAUGGAACUGAACCAUGUUUCCUUAACUGCUGUCUGCCGUCAAGUUUGAGUGCCAGACUGUGUUAUUAAAUUCCUGUCUGCGAGGUCUGUGACCUUGUUUCAAGAUUCAUUUGUCAAUAAAUGAAACUUUCACUUUUCUGUUUUACAA